This is a messenger RNA of Nylanderia fulva, 1508 nucleotides long. NCBI's taxonomy places the organism in Eukaryota, Metazoa, Arthropoda, Insecta, Hymenoptera, Formicidae. The record is from RefSeq and is a predicted model, not a curated record.
UCCAGUUUAUCGAAUAAUAAAAUUAUUUGUUGUUCAAAAUCAACAUUACUCUUUUAAUUUGGAUGGUGAUUAUCAUAUGUGGCCUUUAACUUCACAAAAUGACAGUUUAUUAGAAAUUCGCCAAUCUAUCAGAGCACCCUUUAUACUGCGCAUGAUGCAAAACGUCUUCACCAAAAAAAUAUUUUGGAAUGGCAUUCGCUUAUAUGUAAAUAGCACCCAAUUAUAUCAUCGAAGUUUUGAGAAUUUUAUGAAAGCAGUUGUUCCUGAAUCAAGAAAAUCAGAAAUGGCUCUACAAACAAUGGAAUAUUGGGCUUCGGAAGAGCAUUGUCCUCUCGUAAAAAUAAUACGAUAUUAUGAUAAUCCUACGGCUAAAAUAGUUAUUUCAGUGCCAAAUUUCGAUAUAUUAAAAACUUAUUGCUUACCUAUAACUUUUACUACGCAGACGUACCGCAAUUUUAACAAUUUCUCUUAUAUUUCGCUAAUAACGAGAAAUUUUGUAUUAACAUUACCAUUUAAGGAGGAUGGUUGGAUAAUAUUCAAUAUACAACAAACUGGUCAUCUCCAUUCCUCUAUAUUCUGGAAUAUCAUACCGUAUUUACAACAAGAAGAAGAUUAUAUAGCAUGGUAUCCUAUGUUUAAAGCUCUGGAAUACAUGUUUAGUACUUUUCCUGUAGCCAUACUAGAAGAAUAUAGAGCAUGGCCUGUCAGAUUUGAGGUACUUCAAAGAAUAAAGUAUGAAGAAAUAGAUGACAGAGACAAGCUAAGAUCAUGUUUACGACAAGAAGCUGCAAAAUGGGCAUGUCUUUUUGGUGACAACACUUGUAAGAAAGAAGCCUACAAUAAAUUAAGACAACAUCUCCUAGAUCCUACAGAACACAAACUUUUGCCAUGGUGGAAGGAAUGGACAUAUUGUAAAGGUUUGAUGAUAGCCAAAAAAAAGAUUUGGAAAUUAGUAUAUGAUCUAGGAUUGAAUAACACUAAAUAUGUAGAAUUCUUGGCUUGCACUGAAAAUACUGAUAUCAUAAUGGAUUAUUUAAGUCCGCCCACUUUUACACAACGGGAAUAUCUUUCUAACGGUUUUUUACAUAUUAUAACGAAGCAUGCAAAUAAUCUAAUUAUACUGCAGCACAUAUUAAAUUAUCUUCAGGAACUAAAACCAAAACAUGUUAAUACAACUGCAGCAUUAAUUAUUAUUAUUAAUAACAUAUAUUCCGAAAAUCUAACUAAGGAAAUAAAGGAAUAUGUUGAAAGUAUGAAGGUCAAAGUAUACUUAGUUCAAGAAAUGAAUAUCACAAAAGAUAUACUGAAAAGACGUCAAAUAAAGGAGGAUUUUAUAAUGAAAUUUGACAAAAUUCAAAGCAAGAUAAAAAUUCGCAACGAUCAAAUCAACAGACAGAUACGAUAUUAUGAAAAUAUCCGUUUUAAACAUUGGAAUUAAAAAAUUGCAGCUUUGCAUGAGUGGAUGUACUUCAUACAAAUAAUUUUUUAUAUUGUAUCCACUAUUUCUU